UGCCCCGCGCGCGGCCUUCGCCCGCCCCUCCCGAGCCGGGCGGGAGGGAGGGAGGGAGUGCCACGUCCCUGGUGCGUGGGGCUUUGUGCGGGGAGCAGCGCCGCCGCCGCCCGCCCCCAGCCAUGGGCGCCUCUCAGAGCGUCGAGAUCCCCGGCGGGGGCACCGAGGGCUACCACGUCCUGCGGGUACAAGAAAACUCACCAGGGCAUAGAGCUGGAUUGGAGCCAUUCUUUGAUUUUAUCGUGUCCAUUAAUGGUUCAAGAUUGAAUAAAGACAAUGAUACUCUCAAGGACCUGUUGAAAGCAAACGUUGAAAAACCUGUAAAAAUGCUAGUGUACAGUAGCAAAACACUGGAACUGAGGGAAACGUCAGUGACCCCCAGCAACAUGUGGGGUGGGCAGGGCCUGCUGGGCGUGAGCAUUCGUUUCUGCAGCUUUGAUGGGGCCAAUGAAAAUGUAUGGCAUGUUUUGGAAGUGGAACCAAAUUCUCCUGCUGCAUUAGCUGGACUUAGACCUCAUAGUGACUAUAUCAUUGGAGCAGAUACUGUCAUGAAUGAGUCUGAAGAUCUCUUUUCCCUUAUUGAAACACAUGAAGCAAAGCCAUUAAAACUUUAUGUGUACAACACAGACACAGAUAAUUGUCGGGAAGUGGUGAUUACUCCAAAUUCUGCCUGGGGUGGAGAAGGCAGCCUAGGAUGUGGCAUUGGUUAUGGAUAUUUGCAUAGGAUACCUACACGCCCAUUUGAAGAGGGAAAGAAAAUUUCUCUCCCAGGACAGCUGCCUAGUGCAUCUCUCAGUCCCCUCAAGGAUGGCUUCACAGAGGUUCAGCUGUCAUCAGUUAAUCCCCCAGCCACAUUACCCCCUGGAUCAGCAGGCCUUGAACAGAGUCUUUCAGGACUUUCUAUUAGUUCUCCCUCAACUACUGUCAGUAACGUUCUCAGUACAGGUGUUCCAACAGUUCCAUUAUUACCACCACAAGUAAGUCAGUCCCUUACCUCUGUGCCACCAGUUAACCCAGCAACUACAUUACCAGGUCUGAUGCCAUUACCAGCAGGGCUUCCCAACCUGACUGAUCUGUCCAAACUUAAUUUACCUGCACCACACAUUGUUCCAGAAAUCAUGCAGCCUGGUUUGCCAUCCCUUCCCUCCUUGCCACCUCUGAAUCUAAUGGGAAUAACACCUCUAUCAAUGCCACCCAAAUGUGUUCCUCUGCUUCCUUUGGUCACAGAGGCAUCUACAGUGCCUACAGAUUUGCUUCCCUCCAUUACUCAAGCAGGAAGCUUUUCCGUCAACCCUGGCACUACUGUAAAUGUAGAACAGACCUCUACGCUCACCUUGGAUAGUGCUACCCCAACUUCUAAGGCAACUAUUGUUGACAGAUCAAGUGAAUCCUCUGCAGUUAAUGAGAAAACAUCUGGAGUCACAGAUACACAAGCUUCUGAAUCGUAACUCCAGAUCACUCUGGAUUGGCUUGGUAUUUAUUUAGCCAUGGGAUACAUAUUUGAAGAGCAAGCUAUCAUUAAUUUCAUACUAGUUUGUACUUAAUCUUUAGGAGUCCUGUAAAUAAUAUGGAGGUAUAAUAAAAAUAAAAAGGGGUUUAUAAAGUGUGUAUGGUGGGAGGGGAGAAGGAGUACUUGUAUGUAACCAAAAAAAAAAAAAAAAAGUCGAGGCGGUAAAUAGAAUUCCACUGCCAAACUCAGAGAUACAUGUUUUUGAUAUAGGCUGACAGCCUUAGCCUGCUAGGCCCGUCCUUGCUUAUAAUUAGCAAUUUUUGCUUCUGAUAGAAAUGAAGCGGUUCUUGCGUGUGACAUUUACGUACCAUAGUUCUUGUUCUUUGCAAGUAUCUUGUUACUACAGUGGGGAUGAGAAUGUUUAGUCUGAGUUGUAAAUUUUAACACUGCAAAACUUCCACCUAAAGAUAUUUCUAUUAAAGUUGCUGAGUGACCUGUUAACUGACAUCUCGUUAUUCAGCUUGUACACAAAUCUUUAUUUUUAAGCUCUCGAGAGAUGCUCAAGCCAUGUUUUGUAACUGCUGCUGCGUUGUUUCAUACGCCCACUGUAAAAUGGCAUUUGGAAGGGAGUACAGGAAAUGUUAAAUGUAGCACACAAUUUGGCACUUCAUGACUACUGUAAGACAAAUUAAUGGAUUAAGCAUACAUACAGCAAUAAAUUCCUGGAAUUUUA
Messenger RNA from Aquila chrysaetos chrysaetos, 2183 nucleotides. It is a transcript of the gene GORASP2, whose product is annotated as golgi reassembly stacking protein 2. Gene Ontology annotation, biological process: Golgi organization. The coding region runs from base 123 to 1448 and encodes 441 amino acids. NCBI's taxonomy places the organism in Eukaryota, Metazoa, Chordata, Aves, Accipitriformes, Accipitridae. The record is from RefSeq and is a predicted model, not a curated record. Gene Ontology annotation, molecular function: protein binding. The transcript is spliced from 10 exons. Gene Ontology annotation, cellular component: Golgi apparatus.